This is a messenger RNA of Clonostachys rhizophaga, 750 nucleotides long. The record is from the annotation of a GenBank genome assembly. NCBI's taxonomy places the organism in Eukaryota, Fungi, Ascomycota, Sordariomycetes, Hypocreales, Bionectriaceae.
AUGACACCCAAGGUCGUCAUUGUCACCGGCGCGAGCAAGGGCAUUGGGGCGGCCAUCGUAGCGUGGCUUCUGGGCCAGUCUCAUAAGGUCGUUGUCACGGCUCGCUCCGAGGCACCGCUACAGGCGCUCAAGAAGUCUCACCCAGGUCAAGUCGAGUAUCUUGCAGGCGAUAUCACGGAUCUCAGUAUGCCAGGGAAGCUUGUCGAGCUUGCAGUAAAAUCGUUUGGCAAGCUCAAUGGACUGGUUAUCAACCACAGCCUCCUUCAGAUCAACAAGCUAGGAAGUGUCUCCUUGGAGGAGGUCAAAAGGGUGUACGAUGUAAAUGUUUUUAGCGCUAUUUCUCUGAUAAAUGCUGCACUGGACGAGUUGAGGAAUACCAAUGGCUCGCUUGUUUGGGUAUCAUCUGGUGCUGCCAGCAUGUCACUUGCUGCAUGGGGUACCUAUGCUUCAUCAAAGGCCGCCGUCAACGCCAUCCUGGCUCACUAUGGGGUGGAGGAGCCGGAUGUCUCUAGUAUUGCCAUCAAUCCUGGUAUAGUCGACACAGAUAUGCAAGCUACCAUCCGCGACCAGGGCAAGGCCAGUAUGUACCAGGCAGAACAUGAAAACUUUGUUGCCGUGUUCGAAGCUGGUGGGCUCCUGAAACCCGAGCAGCCAGGUUCUGUCAUAGCAAAGCUGGCUGUUGAGCCGGCCAAGGAGCUCAGUGGAAAGUUUCUGAGCUGGGACUCUUCAGAACUGGCUGCCUUCCAGUAG